This is a messenger RNA of Erinaceus europaeus (western European hedgehog), 5086 nucleotides long. It is a transcript of the gene FAM120A, whose product is annotated as family with sequence similarity 120 member A. The record is from RefSeq and is a predicted model, not a curated record. Bases 145 to 3489 code for a protein of 1114 amino acids. NCBI's taxonomy places the organism in Eukaryota, Metazoa, Chordata, Mammalia, Eulipotyphla, Erinaceidae. Gene Ontology annotation, cellular component: nucleus. The transcript is spliced from 18 exons.
CCGGCCGCCGGCCCCGCCGCAGCGCGGACGUCCCGCCACGGCCCUGGGAGGCGGCAGCACAUGGCGGCCGCAGCGGCCAUGAGCGCGGCCCGGCCCGGCGCCCCCUGAGCCCGCGCCCCGGCCCGCUCGGCCCGCCCCGCCGCCAUGGGCGUGCAGGGCUUCCAGGACUACAUCGAGAAGCACUGCCCGAGCGCCGUGGUGCCGGUGGAGCUGCAGAAGCUGGCCCGGGGCAGCCUGGUGGGCGGCGGGCGGCAGCGUCCCCCGCACUCGCCGCUGCGCCUGCUGGUGGAUGCCGACAACUGCCUGCACCGCCUCUACGGCGGCUUCUACACCGACUGGGUCAGCGGUGGCCAAUGGAACCACAUGCUGGGCUACCUGGCGGCGCUGGCCAAGGCCUGCUUCGGCGGCAACAUCGAGCUGUUCGUCUUCUUCAACGGCGCGCUGGAGAAAGCGCGGCUGCACGAGUGGGUCAAGCGCCAGGGCAACGAGCGCCAGACGGCGCAGCAGAUCGUCAGCCACGUCCAGAACAAGGGCACGCCGCCGCCCAAGGUCUGGUUCCUGCCUCCCGUCUGCAUGGCCCACUGCAUCCGCCUGGCGCUCAUCCGCUUCCACGUCAAGGUCGCGCAGAGCAUUGAGGACCACCAUCAAGAAGUGAUCGGUUUCUGCAGAGAAAAUGGUUUCCACGGCCUGGUUGCCUACGACUCCGACUACGCGCUGUGCAAUAUCCCCUACUACUUCAGCGCCCACGCCCUGAAACUGAGCCGCAACGGGAAGAGCCUCACUACCAGCCAGUAUCUGAUGCACGAAGUGGCCAAGCAGCUGGACCUGAACCCAAACCGCUUCCCCAUCUUUGCUGCCCUGCUAGGAAACCACAUCCUGCCCGAUGAAGACCUCGCCUCCUUCCACUGGAGCCUGCUUGGUCCAGAGCACCCACUCGCCUCUCUGAAGGUCCGCGCCCACCAGCUGGUCUUGCCACCUUGUGACGUGGUGAUCAAGGCCGUGGCCGACUAUGUCCGCAACAUCCAGGAUACCUCAGACCUGGACGCCAUCGCUAAAGAUGUUUUCCAGCACUCCCAGUCUAGAACAGAUGACAAAGUGAUUCGGUUUAAGAGAGCGAUCGGCUAUUACUCAGCGACUAGCAAGCCAAUGGCGUUUCACCCUCCUCAUUACUUAGCCAGACCAAAUCCAUUCGGAAUGCCUGGGAUAGUGCCACCGUAUGUCCCCCCCCAGAUGCUCAACAUUCCACCGGCCUCUCUGCAAGCAAAGCCCAUGGCCCCACAGGUGCCGGGUCCAGGGGCUCCAGGCCAGGGUCCACACCCAUACAGCCUCGCCGAGCCAGCUCUCACCUUGGAGACAAGUGGAAAGAAUCCAGCCGAGCAGAACAGCUACAGCAGCAUUCCUCAUGAGGGAAAGCACACCCCGCUGUAUGAACGGUCCUCCCCCAUCAACCCCGCUCCCGGCGGCAGCCCCAACCACGUGGACUCCACAUACUUUCCGGGCUCUUCCACGUCGUCCUCUUCUGACAACGAUGAUGGCAGUGGAGGAGCCGCAAACCAUAUCAGUGGGAACAAAAUUGGCUGGGAGAAGACGGGAAGCCGCUCAGAGCCUCGAGCACGGGGAGACCCAGGAGACCAAACAAAGGCAGAAGGCUCGUCCUCUGCCUCUUCGGGCAGCCAGCUCGUGGAAAUGAAGGGGAGCCAGAUUGGCACCGUGCAGCCAAUUCCGUGCCUCCUGUCCAUGCCCACCAGGAACCACAUGGACAUCACCACCCCACCCUUGCCCCCCGUGGCACCCGAGGUGCUGAGAGUGGCUGAGCACCGGCACAAGAAGGGGCUGAUGUACCCCUACAUCUUCCACGUCCUGACCAAGGGUGAAAUCAAAAUUGCUGUUUCUAUUGAAGAUGAAGCCAGCAAAGACCUGCCUCCUGCCGCCCUGCUCUAUAGGCCAGUUCGCCAGUAUGUUUACGGAGUCCUGUUUAGCUUGGCAGAAAGCAGAAAGAAAACUGAGAGACUUGCUUUUAGAAAGAACAGACUUCCACCAGAAUUUUCUCCGGUGAUCAUUAAAGAGUGGGCAGCUUACAAAGGGAAGUCACCACAGACCCCCGAACUGGUGGAAGCACUUGCCUUCAGGGAGUGGACCUGCCCCAACCUGAAGAGGCUGUGGCUGGGGAAGGCGGUCGAGGACAAGAACCGCAGGAUGCGGGCCUUCCUAGCCUGCAUGCGUUCAGACACGCCAGCCAUGCUCAACCCUGCCAGUGUGCCCACCCACCUCACGGUGCUGUGCUGCGUCCUGCGGUAUAUGGUCCAGUGGCCCGGAGCACGGAUCCUGCGUCGCCAGGAGCUGGAUGCCUUCCUGGCCCAAGCGUUGUCCCCCAAACUCUACGAGCCAGACCAGCUGCAGGAACUCAAGAUUGAGAACCUGGACCCCCGCGGCAUCCAGCUGUCGGCACUCUUCAUGAGCGGGGUGGACAUGGCACUGUUUGCAAACGAUGCGUGUGGCCAGCCCGUGCCCUGGGAGCACUGCUGUCCCUGGAUGUACUUCGAUGGGAAACUCUUCCAGUCCAAACUCCUCAGAGCAAGCCGGGAGAAGACCCCGCUCAUCGACCUCUGUGAUGGUCAGGCGGAGCAGGCAGCCAAGGUGGAGAAGAUGCGGCAGAGCAUUCUGGAGGGGCUGAACUUCUCCCGGCAGAGCCACCCACUGCCCUUCCCGCCACCUGCACCCCUGCCCUUCUAUCCCACUUCUGUGUAUCCACGCCACUUUGGGCCUGUGCCCCCCGCCCAAGGCCGAGGGCGGGGCUUCGCAGGAGUCUGUGGCUUUGGAGGCCCCUAUGGGGAAACUGUAGCAACAGGCGCUUACCGUGCCUUCCGCGUGGCGACGGCGGGACACUGCGGAGCCUUCUCAGGCGGGGACAGCAGCAGGACCAGCAAGUCGCAAGGCGGAAUCCAACCUAUACCUUCUCAGGGAGGGAAGCUAGAAAUAGCAGGCACCGUAGUUGGCCACUGGGCCGGAAGCAGGCGGGGCCGUGGGGGCCGGGGACCUUUCCCCCUUCAGGUCGUGUCUGUUGGGGGGCCCACAAGAGGGCGUCCUAGAGGAGUGAUUUCCACCCCAGUGAUCCGGACCUUCGGAAGAGGUGGAAGGUACUAUGGCAGAGGUUAUAAAAGCCAGGGCAUGAUUCAGGGCAAGCCUCCAUAUGCCGCUUCUGCAGAAGAAGUGGCCAAAGAACUGAAGUCGAGAUCUGGGGAAUCGAAGUCCUCCGCUGUGUCUUCUGACGGGUCCCUGGCUGAAAACGGAACAGUGGCUGAGGAGAAGCCGGCUCCCCAGGUGAACGGGAGCACAGGCGACACCAGGGCCCCCAGCCACUCGGAAAGUGCCUUGAACAAUGACUCUAAGACGUGCAAUACAAAUCCUCACUUAAAUGCACUAAGUUCAGACAGUGCUUGCCGCAGAGGUGACACUCUGCAGGCCGCUGUCUUAAAGAAAGAAGAGUAAACUUAUUUUUUAUAGAGGGUGAAGGAUGCUGGAAGGGUAAGGAUUUAGGAAUAUCUGGAGAGAAAGAGAGCCUACAGUGACGUACAUUUUUUCCUUUCCGUAAGAGAAAAAUGAGGACUUUGGAAAUUCGGAUCCCUCUUUGAUAUCAGAGAUUUAAACAACACAUUUUUAGUUUUAACCAGUUGUAGUCAAAAUGCUACAAUAAUACAAAAAGAGAGAAAGAAAAUGAAGAGCAUUUGACUCCCACUCUUAAAAUGAAGUACACAAAGUUUAAACUGGUUAUGACAAAAGCCUAUAGUUAUGUUUCUUGAACUAUAAAGAAAACAAAUUUUGGCAGUCUUUAAGUAUAUAUAGCUUAAAAUAUCAUUUUUAGCAUUUGGCACCAUAUGUAUGCCAUUAUAUUUGAUUUUUGCAUUACUGUUUCACAAGAAAGCUUUGUUCAAGGCUUUUAUGAUUAUGAAAGAAAUAAGGCACAACCACAGUUUUCUUUCUUACUUAAAUUUCAUCACUGUUGAUGUGGUUCUUUUGUGUUAAAAAAAAAAGUGCAACUAUCAAAACUAAAAAAAAAUUAUAAUAUUGCCGUUCUGCUGAUUUUAAAUAUACAGUACAUCAUACAUACUUUACAAGGAAGUUAAAUGGAAAUAAAGUUGAAAUCAUAGAAGAUGCAAAUGACCUUUCAAAAUCAACAAUGUGUUCUGAAACUUCGUGACCUAAUACCAUGCCUCUGUGAUCAAUGAACUAUGUGGUUUUGAAUCGGAUGUAGACCAUUAGUGCUACUACUUGAGCUAAACUUCUGCAUGGUUCAUAAUUUUUAAAGUGUGUAGUUAAUAUUAUGCAUGUUACCGUCCUUUCUUCCAUUCUUACCAGUAUGUGCCCAUUUGCAAAACAAAAAUGCUAAUAAUCAGUAAUAGUCCUAUAAAAAAUGUUAACUCUGUUUAGUCAUUGACUGAUCUUGCUCUAACCUUAAAAUUUUGUGAUUAUUGAUCUCUGUUGCAUUUAUUCUAAAUCCCUCCCCCCAAAAUUAUCUAGCCGUUUCGAAUAUCGACAUUACCCUGGUGUACUCACUGCUGUAUGCAUUAUUGUUCUUUGUUGCUGUUUUAUGCCUUCAUAUUAGCAAAAUAUGGAAUUCUGUGAAAAACAAAAAAAAAUCCCUUUAAUCUUUAAAAAACAAAAAAACAAAAAAAAACAUACCCCCCUUCUGUAGCAGGAAAUAAAUUGCUUGUUCUUGAGAACUUUCCCAUCAAGAAUUUAGUAGAAGCAGGUAUACUUAUAUCAUUUUGAUGUUUUUGUUAAUGUUUCCAAACAAUGUACUUUGAAAUCAGAAUCACUUCUUAUUCGUUUUCAUAUAAUUCUCCUGAUGCUCUUCAUCACACAUUAGUGAUCAGAAAUGAGAUGUAAUUCCCCAGUCCCUGCCCGCAAGACCUGAGUAGGACCUUACUGUAAGUUGAAGGGAGUUUUGCCCUAACUCAUGGAUUGUGCAAGAAUGAACUGCUGUUGGGUUUGACUGAUUGUAGACGGGUUGUGGUGUGGUGUAUCUGAAGGCUAUUGAAUGCAACUUACAAUGCUUAAUAAAAAUCUCUAUUCUUUUAGUAUAAAA